AUGGGUCGUCCAAAGAAAGUUAAAGCAGCCCGUAGCACUAAUUUUAGUAAGAAGAAAGUAACUACCUAUGAUUUAGAUAACCAAAAUAUAACUGAGGAAGAGUUUAUUUCAAAGUUGUAUUCUGAUUCUAUAGAAAUUCCAAAUGAAAAGCUACCUAAUGAGAAACCUACUGAAAUAACUUCAAUACAAGGAGACGGUAAUUGUUUGUUCAGAAGUAUAUCAUUUGUUCUUUCUUUAUCUGAAAAAAGUCAUAGAAAAGUACGACGUGCUAUAAUGAAUCAUAUAGAAUCGAAAGCUGAUUUAUUCACACCUUUGUUAAGAGAGCAGUAUAAAUCUAUUAGUGACUAUAUUAAAAGAUCUAGAAUGAGAAUGCAAGGAACAUGGGGUACAGAAUUUGAAAUAUUGGCAGCUUGUGAUUUAUUACAAACAGAUAUUUAUAUUUUUACUAAUAAUAAAUGGUUGAAAUAUCCUGUAUUACAGAUUAACAAUAGUUAUACACCUGAGGCUAUUUAUCUUCACCAUAGAGAUGAGAAUCAUUAUGAAGUGGUUGAAAAUGUUGAGAGAAGUGAACCUAUUAUAGUUAUUGAUGAUAAUGUAGAUACACAACUAUCAGGUAAAAGAAAACAUUUUAAAAAGAAACGAGGUAGUAGAUGGAAACCUAAUAAAAAGCGAACCAUUUAUUUUCAAGACUAUAAUUUAGUAAAGAAGGAACUAAAUUCUGGACAAAAAGUCAGAUUAAAUUUUAAACUUGCAUUUAGAACCAAAAAAGAAACUAAUAGUUUGAAUAAAAGGAGGAGAAAACAAUAUCAGAUUAGUUAUAUUAAAGCUCAUUUAAAAAGAAAAUAUACAAAUCAAUUAAAGUCUAUACUACAUACUCAAUAUGAAACAAUACUAAAACCAAAACUUGAAGACAAAUAUCAAAAUGUAUUGAAACCAAAACUUGAAGACAAAUAUCAGAAUGUAUUGAAACCAAAACUUGAAGACAAAUAUCAGAAUGUAUUGAAACCAAAACUUGAAGACAAAUAUCAGAAUGUAUUAAAACCAAAACUUGAAGACAAAUAUCAAAAUGUAUUGAAACCAAAACUUGAAGACAAAUAUCAAAAUGUAUUGAAACCAAAACUUGAAGACAAAUAUCAAAAUGUAUUGAAACCAAAACUUGAAGACAAAUAUAAACCAAAACUUGAAGACAAAUAUCAAACAAUCUUGAAACCAAAGCUAAAGAACAAAUAUCAAACAAUCUUAAAACCAAAGCUAAACGUUAAAUAUCAAAAAGUCUUAAAAUGGGAAUUAAAAUGUAAAUAUAUAGAUGAAAUAAAGUUAAAACUGAAGCAAAGAUUACAAAGUGACUUCAAAGACAAGUCUGUCUACCAUCAAUAUAUGUUUUUAUGA
Molecule: messenger RNA, 1389 nt
Organism: Lottia gigantea (owl limpet)
Lineage: Eukaryota; Metazoa; Mollusca; Gastropoda; Lottiidae
Exons: 3
Coding region: 1-1389 (462 amino acids)
Biological process (GO): protein deubiquitination
Molecular function (GO): cysteine-type deubiquitinase activity
Source: RefSeq, a predicted model, not a curated record